Molecule: messenger RNA, 5078 nt
Organism: Oncorhynchus tshawytscha (Chinook salmon)
Lineage: Eukaryota; Metazoa; Chordata; Actinopteri; Salmoniformes; Salmonidae
Gene: clrn1
Product: clarin 1
Exons: 3
Coding region: 713-1411 (232 amino acids)
Biological process (GO): sensory perception of sound; equilibrioception
Source: RefSeq, a predicted model, not a curated record
GAGGAUUUUUAUUUAAUACAUUUUAGAAUAAAGCUGUCACGUUAAAAAAAUGUGGAAAAAUAAUAUAUAUAGACUUAAUAAAUAUCGACUGAGUAUAUGUAUUCAUUAUGUCUCCUCAACUUCUAAAACCAAAGUUGCGCCUCUGGGUUGAAUUGUUGUAAACAUGUAACAAUUACUGACAAGGCAGAAUCGGACGGGAUUAAAAUUACAGAUGUGUUUUGUGCUCGUGGACAUAUUUACAUUACCCGACCUCCCCCAGUAAAACGAAUCUUGUACAAACAGGGAUAUACAUCUACAGAUUAAGUCGAUAUAAAUCCUUCAUUCCCUCUGAAGUUAUGGAAAAAUGUGGAAACUCAUUUUGCUGCGAAAAAGAAAUGUGUGGGCAAAUUCAGGCCUUGUGGGCGGGUUUUGAGAAGUCAUUGUGCUAAAAACUUCUCGACGAUAGCGAGAAGCACUCUACCAAAUGUAAAACCUUGGUUACUUGGAGAUAAUGAGCAAGGGGGAAAGACGAUCAAUGUAAUUGAAUAUGCAACGGCCAUUUUAGAACAGCAUCACUACGGUAUACACAUUUAGCUAUUUCAAUGACACUUGUCAUAAUAUCCUAACACAGAUCAUUAGCAACUUGGUUUUGGAUUAUUUGGGAGUUGGCUACCAACUGGAGAUGAAUUGAACACCAUGGACUGGUCAGACUAAUGAUUUUUUCACACUCACCAUGCCAAAUUGUCAAAAGAAAAUUAUAUUCUCUGUUGCCGGAGUGUUGAGUUUCGGUUGCGUCCUCAUUAUUGCCGCCGCGAUGGGGACGCAGUUUUGGGUCCAGGGGACUGUGUUGUGUACAACCGGGGCGCAACUUGUAAAUGCCACAGGACAAGAGCUGGAUAAAUUUGUCGGUAGGGUUAACUAUGGUCUUUUUCACGGACAGAGAGUGAAGCAAUGUGGACUUGGUGGAAGACCCUUCAGAUUUUCAUUUUUUCCGAACUUGGUGGACGUCAUCCCAGCCAGUCUUCACGUCACUGUGAUCUUCUUCUGCGUAGUGCUCAUCUUCUUCUCCUCUGUGGCCACAGGCUUCUUUAUGUACAAUGCCUUUGGUAGUCCCUACGAGACCCUGCACGGACCCCUGGGACUCUACCUCUGGAACUUUGUCUGCUGCCUCUGCAGCUGCCUGGUGAUGAUUCUGUUUGCCUCCGAGGUGAAGCUCCACCGGCUGUCCGACCACAUCGCCAACUUCAACGAGAGCACGUUUGUGUACAAGACGCUCACAGAGCAAUUUGACCACUCCUUCUGGCUCAUCUUCCUCACCUUCCUCGUCCAUGGCCUUAACAUCCUGCUGAUCCGUGUGGCCGGGAUCCAGUUCCCCUUCCAGGAGGCCAAAGAGUCGGACGUGAACACCGGGGCAUCAGAUCUCAUGUACUGACCAGGGCUUUUGUUUGUUUGUGUGGCCGCUUGCCGGGCCCCCCCCACUAUAGUGACACUGAGCCUCAGCUAUUAGCAUGUCUCAAUGGGAGACUUGGGGCCAUAGCUUUUAUGUGCCCAUGUGCUGUUGAAAGGUCCAAGCAAAUGUGACCCUCCUGAACCGCUUCUUUUCCGAAAUCCAGACAAGCUGUCAGUCCUUCAGACGACAACUGGAGACGUGUCCCUGGCCAUCUCUGUUAGGGAAGCUGUUUUGAAACUUUGAGUGAGUUGGGUCUUGUUUUUCUUUCCGUUGUUAAUUGGUUGUAUUUCGUUAGGUGGUGGGCCAAUUAAAGGCCAGGAUUUCACUCAGCUGUUGAAAAGCAGAGACUUGGUUGGUUCCACUCCAUCGUGUUUUUACGUGCAUUGGCAGUCCUUCCCUUGGCAGUCCAAAGCUUUAUCAAUGAAGGUGGACCGUUCAACAGUGUGUCACGAUUGAUUGACCAGAAUAGGUACCAUGUGUAUUAUGGAUUGACGAUAUCGUAGCCUUUCAAUUUUGCCCCCGAAAUGUAUUGAAAGACCACAGCUGUAUAAAGUAAACCAAGCAGUUUCUUUAGCCCUGAAUAUUGGUUUUUACUUACUCAGAUUUAGAUGUUGCUUCAUUGUUUGAUCAGAUGAUGUAUUCAGAAUCAUGUGAUGUGCCAAUUUUUAUGAUUUUAAUGAUGAUCAUUCCUAAUACAACAUUUAUUUUAUGAAAUGUGUAGAGCUACUUAGAUUUGUUGUAGAUUUAUAUGCUGUUAUUGGUGUAAGUCCGAGGUAUAUGUAUUCUCUGUCGUAGGAAGAACAAUUGUAUAAAUCUCCACCUACAGUAUCUGUGUAAAUGUUCCUUGAAGUAUAGCUAUUUUUGAUUGAUUGAUCAAGUCAUUGUAUUUCACUAUUUAGCAUCUUUCUAAGGCACUGAAUAUUCAAAAACGAAUCAAAUUUGUAAGUACAUUUUAUCAGAACUAUGAGGUUCCAGAUUAUUCUAAAUCAGUUGAGUUUCAGAAAAUGGCAAAUGUCUUAUUUCUUUCCCUUAAUUCCACAAUGUGGCAAUAUCUACAUACACUAUAAAGUACAUCAGUAGACAGACCAAAUCUUAAGUUAAAACUGAAAAGGGAAUUUAACAAAUAGGAGAGUAAAUUUGUACGACAACAUCUACAGGGAAAGCAAAGGGAUGUUUUCUGUGUGUAAUACAAUACAGCACAAACAUGUUGCAUUGAUGCACAUUAAACAUCAUUGACAUACAUGAGCACAUUCAAAGAGCCACUCCCAUCAGUGCCAAACAGUGCAAUAGUGUCCAAACAAGAUUCAAACACCAUUCAAAGUUGUCUUCUAUGGGGGCUGUGGUUACGUGGUCAUGAAUAUGCAACAGGUGCCCAUAAAAACUGCCAGGUUACAUUGGCCUUCUGACAGAAAACCUUCAAAGGCUUCAUUCAACUUGACUCUUCCCCAGCAACAAGCUUCUACAAAUGCAGCACAAAUAGACUGUCAUAGAGCCUUCCUCACCUAGCUGUUUUAAGUCUACAUAGUAGCACUGAGACUCAAGGUAAGUUUUUCUUAUUCUGUAUUCAAUUGAGUACAAGUGUUUCCCAUGUUUAAUUCAUGAAUGCUAAAUUGCAUCUUAAUAGAGCCUAAUCAUCGCAUUGACUUCAUUGCACUUUAAAAUUGAGCUGAAUGAAGUGAAUGUUAUUUUUCGGACUUAGUAUCUAAUGAAAAAUGGGUGUCAGAUUUUUAUUUGAGAUAUUCUGCAUUAAACAACAGAUUCAAUAAUUCAAGUAGUCUAAUGUCAAGAUGAAUCCACGUACCAGCUAUAUGCCCAUUUCCCCUCAACCCGAAAUGAAUGGAAAGAUGAGCAUAAAAAAGUAUGUGGUGCUUAUCUAAUCCAUUCAUUUUGGAUUGUGGGAUGUGAUGACUGGAGCUACUAAACAACCUGGGACGUCGACUUAUCUCAACAGAAGACCACCUUUGAGGUCUGAAAACAUCAGACAAACUUAGAUUUUGGAGUGUAGCCUAGUGGCAUUUUAAUUAUGGUAAUUCAACUAGGUAAGACAAAUAAAAGUGGUUGCAACUCCUCAAGAAAAUUGUUGGAACUAAAACUCAAAACACUUCAACAUUUCAAGUGGAAAUAUAACACUGUACAGGCCCUGGUCAGCUAUCAAAGAUUUCACACUAUCUGACUUGAUGGUUUUCAAAACAAAUUUUUAGUUAUAUAAUUUAGCGCAAUAGCGUUUACUUGUUUUAUUGGGUUACAAAAUAUUCCACAUGUGGUAAGGGACGAGGCACAUCUUGUUAUUUUUCUUGUUGCAUUCACAAGUGCUUUGAAUGCAAUGACACUUCAUCAUACAGGGGUACUCCCACAGAUCAUGUUUAACAAUAAUAUUUCAUUAAGUUCUGCAGGUGCAAAACUCCAGUGACUGGUUCGUUCAUUCAGUAAGAGGGGGUAGUGACAGAGAAGUCAUUUCUGUUUCCUUUUUUAGCCUCACAAGACAUUCUGUAUUUACUUUCUAAUUGGACAGGCUGGUAAGGUGUCUUACCUGAGGGUGGUGGAGGCUUUAGCCAAGCAAACUGCUUUUAAGUCACAAUCAUGGUCUUCACUGUCCUCUGCAGUGGGGAGAAGAUUUGCAGGGUUAAGAAUUGUGCAUCGUUUCAGAGUAACAUGGGACAUUGUCAACAGAAUGUUCUGAUAGUCUAGCAGUCUCGCAGGUGUCAAAUGAGCCGUUCUUGCCUGUGUAAUAAUUGCGUGCACAGCAUGAGGCAUAUGGAUGGUUAGGGGAGACAUAGCCACAAUAUCAGAACAGCAGUCGCUACAGAUCUCAAACAGGAAACCCUUCCCUUGAAUCGUCUAGAAUAAUAACCAAAAGGUCUAUAUCCCACACCAUCAUGUGUCAAAACUGCUGACAUAAACCCACCCGUCUCAGAAACAAACAGAUGAAAAGGUUUUGUAUGGUCUGGCAGGCCCAGGCAAGGGGCGGACAUCAGAGUGUGUUUCAAUUUUACCAAUGCCGUCUCAGUCUCAUCCGUCCAGACCACAAUUUCACUCGCCUCCAUCUUUCUCCCAUAGUUCAAACAUAACAGGAUUGUAUUCAUCUCUGCAUUGUCUUUCAACCAAGGACGGCAGUAACUAGCCACACCCAACAAAGACAUCAUGUGCUGCUUAGUAACAGGUUUAGGCAAAACUUGAAUUGUCUCUAAUCGAUCUUUGGAGAUGGUGCGACCUUCAGAAGUAAUGUCAUGACCUAAAUAAGGCCCAGCAUAACUGCAUUUUACUUGGGGAAACUUUACGACCAUUUUCUGCUAAGAAAAUCAACAAUGCUCAAGUGUCCUCGUGACAUCUCUCCUCUGACUGUGAGCAAACCAACAAAUCCUCAACAUAUUGAACCAAAAUGUUUACAACAGGGGCAACAAAACCCUCUUAGCUUCUGAGCCAUUUCUUGGGCAAAGAUAAAUGGUGAUUCAACAUAAUCCUGGGGCACUACCGUCCAAGACAACGCAAAAAACGCAAACUAGAAUCACUCCUGUGACUCUUCAGCCACAGGGAUACUGAAAAAAUGAUUUGCCAAAUCAAUCAGUGAAAAACAACAACUACCUGGAGUCACCUGGUGUCACACCCUGACCAUAGUUUGCUUUGUAUGUUUCUAUGUUUUGGUUGGUCA